CCGGAAGUCAGAUAAAAAUUACAUUCGCUAGGCCAAGGGAGACUACACUGCUUCCUUUUAACUCUCAAGCCGUCAAUAAAGGAGGCACAUACCAGUUUAGGAAUGGGUGUCCGUUAUAAUUUAGCAGUAGGCCUCAACAAAGGUCAUAAAGUAACUAAAAUUGAAAGUGGCAGAAAGAACAGACCUACCCGUAGAAAGGGGACUGCCACUAAGCAUGCAAAAUUCGUAAGGGAUCUUGUUAGAGAAAUUGCUGGAUUUUCACCCUAUGAAAGAAGAUGUCAAGAGUUGCUGAAGAUUUCCAAGGAUAAGCGUGCUCUUAAGUUUUGCAAAAAGAGGUUGGGUACCCAUGUUAGAGGCAAAAAGAAGAGAGAAGAAAUGCAAGUCACUCUCCAGAAGAUGAAGAGAGCCCAACAACAGCAACAUGCAAAAUAAUUUAGUUCAAUUAAAAAAAAUUAAUAACU
Messenger RNA from Physella acuta, 461 nucleotides. Its product is annotated as large ribosomal subunit protein eL36-like. Gene Ontology annotation, molecular function: structural constituent of ribosome. The record is from RefSeq and is a predicted model, not a curated record. Gene Ontology annotation, biological process: translation. Gene Ontology annotation, cellular component: ribosome. Lineage: Eukaryota; Metazoa; Mollusca; Gastropoda; Physidae.